This is a messenger RNA of Linum tenue, 1380 nucleotides long. The record is from the annotation of a GenBank genome assembly. Lineage: Eukaryota; Viridiplantae; Streptophyta; Magnoliopsida; Malpighiales; Linaceae.
CCAGAACUGAGACUAUCGGGAAAGUUCAAAGAGAAGCUGUGUCAACCCUGGAAGAAAACUCUUAUCGUGCGACUGCUUGGCCGUUCCAUCUCUUACUCCUAUUUAUGCUCCCAACUACGAUGGAAGUGGAAACCGGUAGGCUCUCUGGAAAUAUUAGAUUUGAGCAACGACACAUUCUUAGCAACCUUUGGCGACGAUCAAGACUACUUGAGGGGCCUUACAGGUGGAUCAUGGAUCAUUCUCGACCACUAUUUGGUGGUUCAUCAAUGGUCGCCCUCAUUCCGUACUUCAGAUAAACCGCAUAGAUCAGUUGUUACUUGGGUUCAGUUCCUUUCUCCGGAAAAAAAAAAGGUUCAGUUCCCGGAACUGCCGGUUCACUACUAUCAUAGAGAGGUUUUAUUUGCUAUUGGAAAUUUGGUGGGACGUACUGUCAAACUCGACUAUCACACCGAGAACCUAGAAAGGGGUAAAUUUGCUCACAUCGCCAUUGAUCUGGACAUGACCAAGCCCCUCUCUACUCGAAUCCGGCUUGAUGGUGCCUGGCAACAAGUAUUGUAUGAGAACAUUCCGACUAUAUGUUAUCAAUGCGGAAGGAUUGGACAUACAAAGAGAGACUGCCCCACGAAGAGACCAGCACUUCUCCUAGCUCCAACAACGCAAGCUGAACAAAUCAUCAGCUCGCCGGCGGCUGAGACAUCGGAAACACUAGCAGGCUACGGGCCAUGGAUGCAGGUCGUCCGCAAAACUCGUCGCCAAAAUAGGAAACCCACAGCUACGCCAGUGCCAAAUCCGGGUACAAACAAAGGAAAGAGGCAAGAAUCAUUCAGAGAUGGCAAUCCUGCGAAAGGAAAGAGCAAUGUCGAACAAUCAAUCACAAUUGGGGAAAUUAAAGGAAAGCAAGAGCAGCAGAAGGGGGCCAAACAAGGUAAGCAAGGAAAUCAAAAGGGGAAAGGGUUGGAUUCUAAGCAGACUGGGGAUGAUAGAGCAACGAUUACUUCUACAGAAUGGCGUCCUAUUGGGCUUAAUACGAAAGAAGCUUCAUCCAGCAAAGAGCCCAUGGAUUUCAGUAUGGAAGAAGCCCAACCACCUCCUCAACAACCCACUCUGCAAUCACAAGUUAUUGCUGGCCCAAACAAGACUAAAAUCCAGAUCCUGAAUGUCCCCGAUCUGCAGCUCCAACAGAAGGAAAAUAGAGACCCCAAUCAGAGAGAAUCCUCUGUUCGACAUCACUAUAGGAGAAAAGUGGCAGAUCAAACGCCUCAACCCAAAGGAGUUAACCUCAAGGCUACUAAGAAGACGCUCCAGAUUCGCAGCCCCGGGAAGAAAGACCGCAGUCGAAGCAAAUUCCAACCUCUUUACCAAUCUCACUGCAGGCGAUAG